This is a messenger RNA of Cyprinus carpio (common carp), 1790 nucleotides long. RefSeq names its product homeobox protein SEBOX-like. The transcript is spliced from 3 exons. The record is from RefSeq and is a predicted model, not a curated record. Gene Ontology annotation, molecular function: DNA binding. The coding region runs from base 353 to 1144 and encodes 263 amino acids. Lineage: Eukaryota; Metazoa; Chordata; Actinopteri; Cypriniformes; Cyprinidae.
UAUCGACACACCGAGGUGCUGCAAAUAGAUGUAUGAAGUAUUGUACACAUUUUAUUCCGUAAUAUAAUUUGACUCAACUCAACUUUAUUGUCAUUCUUCCACAUACACAAUAUACAGAAGAGCAUGAAUGUCGUUUCUGAUGGACCAAGGUGCAAUUGACAAAACAAGUAUAUGCAGGUGUUCAUGACAACGGGAAUUUAAUCAAGAGCACAUUAAACCUAACAUAACAAGAACAAUAGAGCAACGUGACGAGCAAUAAACAUGAGCUCAAGAUGGAAACUCACAGGCCAGUAAGAUUGCAGGGCGCAGGAAGCGAACCUGUUUUACCAAAGAGCACUUGGAACUUCUAAAAAUGGCUUUCAGCGUUGAUCCCUACCCUGGUAUUAGUAUCAGAGAAAGUCUGUCUCAAGCCACAGGCCUACCCGAGUCACGUAUUCAGGUGUGGUUCCAGAACAAGAGGGCCAGAACCCUAAAGAACAGAGCCACUUGGACCUCACCACAGCUGGAUAGUACCUCUCCACUGCCCAGCCCUUUUCUACCCCCUCACUUGGCUAGUGUUGGGGUCAAUGGCCAACAAAGAGGCAUUCAAGAGACAUCAUUCGACAUUCAGAUAGCUCAAACAUCUCCACAGCACUUUACCUUUCCUCCAACUGACUUCAGCACACCUGCUAUUAAGCCACGACAAAACAGGUUGAAGGGAACCAGCUCUUGUUCCCCCUCUCUUUCCUCUGAUCUGCAGGCUGUGGCAGACAGCUGGAGCUCUGGAGGAAGCACACAGUCCUCUCCUGAGUCUAUGUGGAAUCUACCAGCACAGAGCUUUGAGAGUUCCUACAAGAAUGAGAGCCAAUUCUUCCUCUACCCACCACAUCCUUACCCUCAUGGAAGUGCCAAAGUUGGGUGUGUUAGUGGCCUGGAGUCACUUCCCAACUCUCCUGCCUCUUCUGACUCUGCAUUUUGGGACAUGGGACUGGAAAACUGCUCUCCAUCUGUGACAUACACUGACUGUGACAGCCCAUGGGACAUGCUCGCUGAGGAGCAGCCUGUGGCCCCACUUCCAGAUCUGUCCUCUCAGUAUCUGGAGGAUGUCCUUGGGGAAAUGAAGCCAGCCUGGUGGAGCUUUAGUGGUGAGAUGGAUCUACAGUAAUCUUAUAAACAUCCAUAACCUAAGGAGACAAACACUGUUUUAACAUGGGCUUUAAAUUAAGCGGUUUCUUUUGGACUGUAUUAUAUAUGAAGCAUGGUAUUGUACAAGUGCUGGUUACAGAGCAAUAUCAGAUAUCCACAUUGGACUUUUUUAAUAGACUUUUAUUUAAUAGACUUUAUUUAUUGCGAUUUUCUACAAAGGAGUAGAUUGGAAACAGUAUGGUUGCACCAGAAAGUAAUUUAGAACUUAUUUAUUCUUAUGCUCUUUUAAGGUAUUAGAGUGCAGUUGGUAUAUUUAUUUCUAUAUUAAAUUAUGCUCACACAACCUAUACUGUCACUUUGUAAAGUAAUCAAUAUUUAUUUGAAAUAAAAUGUUAAAAUUUAUUUAUGAAUUUGUGUCCUCUGAUUUGCUUACACAUUUAAUUUUAUAUAUGUAGCCUGUUUAUCAUUUUUAGAUGUUACAUAAAAUAAGAACUGAUUCAUUGAUUCUGAGGUGUUGAAUCAAAAGUCAACUCCAAAGGUUAGAGUUGAUUCCCAAGAGUAGUGGGGUCUAACAUGUCUGGACAUAUUACAUUGACAACAUACAGUGGGAUUACUACACCAUUACCAGUUUAUAGUGGGGAUUUUGAUUCAAAUUAGUCACUCUG